This is a messenger RNA of Ficedula albicollis (Collared flycatcher), 908 nucleotides long. It is a transcript of the gene CNTF, whose product is annotated as ciliary neurotrophic factor. Lineage: Eukaryota; Metazoa; Chordata; Aves; Passeriformes; Muscicapidae. Bases 264 to 908 code for a protein of 214 amino acids. Gene Ontology annotation, molecular function: ciliary neurotrophic factor receptor binding; cytokine activity; growth factor activity. Gene Ontology annotation, biological process: ciliary neurotrophic factor-mediated signaling pathway; negative regulation of neuron apoptotic process; astrocyte activation. The record is from RefSeq and is a predicted model, not a curated record. Gene Ontology annotation, cellular component: axon. The transcript has 4 exons.
AGCUUUUCCAGAGUAGAGGGAGAGCCCCUGGAGAAGAGCUUGUGUGCAGUGGGAGUCUCUGCAGCAGCCUGUUAGCAGGAGGAUGAGAGGCGGGAAUUUGCAGCGUGGUGCCAGGCCCCAGGCACGGAAGAGGGGGAGAGCCAGGCCAGCGGACGUGUGAGCGGAGCUCCCGGCUGGAAUGCACCAGCUCAGCAAGGGAUUGUCCUCGCCGGGCCGGGCGGGUGCUGCGCCCGGAGCCUGGUGGCCGUGACAGCUGCCGGACCAUGGCGGCCGCAGACAGCCCCUCCGCCGCCCUCCGGCGCCGCGACCUCUGCAGCCGCGGCAUCCGCCUGGCCGGCAAGAUGCGCGCCGAUGUCGUCGACCUCCUGGACGCCUACGUGGAGCAGCAGGGCCUGGACGCCUCGGCCAGCGUGGCGGCGAUGGAGGGGGUGCCGCUGGCGGCCGUGGAGCGCUGGGACGAGCAGACGGGCACGCAGCGGCUGCUGGAGAACCUGGCGGCCUACCGGGCCUUCCGCGCCCUGCUGGCCCAGAUGCUGGAGGAGCAGCGGGAGCAGCUGGGCGAGGCGGACGCGGGCCUGGGCCGGGCGCUGGCGGCCGUGCUGCUCCAGGUCUCGGCCUUCGCCUACCACCUCGAGGAGCUGCUGCGGCUGGAGAGCCGCGGGGUCCCCGGCGAGGAGGGGGACGGGCCGCCGGCCCCCUCAGCAGUGUCCGGGUGUCACACCCUCCUCACCUUCCCGGGGGUGGGCAGGGACAUCUGGAGUGUGUCCUUGAACCUCACCACCCCACCAGGUGGGAACAGACCUCUUUUCUCCGGCAGCACAGGCCGGGUAGGAGGUGACCUUCAGAUCCGGGGAGCCGGCCAAGGCUGCAACCCGAUCCUCCCACAUCAGCGGCUGGCAGAGAGCUGA